Aspergillus homomorphus CBS 101889 is the source of this 1016-nucleotide messenger RNA. Its product is annotated as PLP-dependent cysteine synthase family protein. The coding region runs from base 1 to 771 and encodes 256 amino acids. The transcript is spliced from 7 exons. The record is from RefSeq and is a predicted model, not a curated record. Gene Ontology annotation, molecular function: cysteine synthase activity; cystathionine beta-synthase activity. Gene Ontology annotation, cellular component: cytoplasm. Lineage: Eukaryota; Fungi; Ascomycota; Eurotiomycetes; Eurotiales; Aspergillaceae.
AUGACUGUCGAUCUAGAAUGUGGUGCUCUCAUCGUCGCUUGCAAAAAUGGUUCACGCCUUAGACAUGACCCUUUUUGGAAUAGUGGCCAGCUCCUCAGCGACUCUGUCGCUGAACAUAUUGGUGCAUUCUCUCUGGCCAACAUCUGCGCAAAGCUCGAAUACUUCAAUGCUGGUGGGUCCGUCAAGGACCGGAUAGCGAGACGCAUGGUCGAGCAAGCCGAACGAGAUGGGAAAAUCAAGCCCGGCGACACCUUGAUUGAAGCCUCGAGUGGAAACAACGGGAUAGCCAUCGCCCUCAUGGCAGCCGUUAAGGGCUACAAAUGCAUAAUCACAUUCUCGGAGAAGAUGUCCUUCGAGAAGGAACAGAUUCUUUUGGCUCACAGUGUCAGAGUGGUCCGAACACCCGCAGGACGCUUGAACGAAGAGAUUCCUGACUCUUGGAUCUUGGAUCAAUACAACAACCCGGAGAACCCCGCCACUGAUGAGUUCGGACCCGCAGAGAAGAUAUAUACAGUCACCGUUGUCGCCAAGGGAUUGAGGAAGAGGAACCCCGAUAGCGAGUUCCUUGUCGAGGGGAUUGAAUAUGACCUUGUCCCUGGAGUGCUUGACCAGGCAGCGCCAAGUUUAUGGGUCAGGACUACCGAUGAGGCUUCCUUCAAUUGUGCCAGGGAGUUGGUGAGUAAGGAGGGGCUACUUCGCGGCGGAUCGUCGCGGGCGGCCUUUGCAGGGUUGAUCGAGUUUCUCAAGCUGCGUCCGGAAUUCAACCUUUAAAGACAAGAGGGUUGUGUUGAUUCUGGCAGAUAGUCUCCGGAACUAUCUUAUCAAGUUCGCAAAUGACGCAUGGAUGGAGAGCCAUGGUAAUUUCGCCGAUUCUAUCGAGAGCCGGCCGAUACCCGCCACUGAGUAGCCGAGAACCAAGUAGCGUCUAGAAUAACAAAAGCAAGAGUAACUGAGAAUAGAUCUAGUGACCACAUCCAGGGCAAGGUGGAUAAUGAGUGUAGUUAUGAGGCGGGAAG